Messenger RNA from Lathyrus sativus (Indian pea), 570 nucleotides. NCBI's taxonomy places the organism in Eukaryota, Viridiplantae, Streptophyta, Magnoliopsida, Fabales, Fabaceae. The record is from the annotation of a GenBank genome assembly.
AUGGAUGGGGUACUUAUGAUCAACGAGAUUCUUUAUUGUGCUAAAAAGGUUAAUAGAAGUUGUAUGAUGGUGAAGGUCGAUUUUGAAAAAGCUUGUGAUUGUGUUUCCUGGAAUUUUUUGAGAUUUUUAUUGGUUAGAAUGGGAUUUAGGGCUCGGUGGAGGAUGUAUAUGGAAGCUCUCAUUUUUAACAGCUCGAUAUCCGUGCUAGUAAAUGGAAGUCUAACAGACAAUUUUGUCGUUUCUAAAGGCCUUAGGCAAGAGGAUCCCCUAUCCCAUUUUCUUUUCUUGUUAGUGGCAGAAGGUCUUUUGGAAAGGAUGAGGACAACAUCAUUGUUGGGUGAGGUUGUAGGUUUUCGUUUCAAUGAUUUGGUUCAUUUUGAAAUUCUCCAAUUUGCAGACGAUAAUAUGUUGAUCGAUGAUGGUUCGUGGGAGAAUCUUUGGAUCAUCAAGGCGUUACAUAGAGGGUUCAAGUUAGUUUUGGGGUUGCGCAUUAAAUUGUAUAAGAGUAGGCUUGUGGGGGUAAAUCUGGACUCCGUUUUCGUGCAAGUCGUGGUGUUCCGGUGGAGUUAA